AUGAAUUCUACUUCAGAUCUUGAUUUUAGUUCAUAUGAGCUACAGUUGAUUGACUUUGUGAAAAGGCAACGACAUGAAGGUAAAGAAUUGAUAAUCGAGAAAGAAAUGACUCAAAUUUCGAAGUUCAUUGCAAUGAAUCAUAAAGUUUCAUAUAAAUUACAGAAGUCCCAAUUAUACAAACAGUUUCCUUUUAUAUCAGAUAUUUCAAUUUGCCUUAAUAAAUUAAAAAUUCGAAAAGCAGAGGAUCCAUUUUUAUUAAUUUCAAAUGAUAUUGUUGGAGAUCCUCGGUUUAAAAAGUGUAUUAAUGAUGAUGACUUCGAAUAUGGAGGUGUUUCUGUCUUUAUUCAAGAUAAUGUAAUAGUUUAUUGUUUAACCUUCGCGAAAAUCAAUAAAGACAUGCUGAAACGGGUUUACACAAAAGUUUUAGAUGAUAUCAAAGAAGAACGAACAGCUAAUAUUGAGACAAUUCUUCAAAUAUGUAACGAUAUUCGAUUUGAACUUCGUAUAAAAUCAAUAGGAAUUCAACAGGAGAACCAGAAAUUCCUUGACGAUCACGUUCAAGAUUUUAAAUCAAACAUAAAUUCAAUAAAUGAAAUACAAGAAUAUACUCAACAGUUUAAUGGGCAUUUCGUACAUUUUCAGAACUUAGAUUUCCAAGACAUUAAGUCCACAUUUGAGGUGAUGCUUCAAAAUCCAGAAUUCAUCAAUUUACUUUUAUCAAAUGCUCGUGAAUCUGGUUUAUCGAUAUAUCCACCAUCUGACUUAUUUAUUAUUACUACAUACUAUCAAAAUGUCAAUAAGUCAUCAGAUAAUCUGGAUCCGAAACCAGAUAAUCUAAGUCAGAUGAACAGUCCAUUGAAAAUACCAAAGAAGUCACGAAUUCCUAUCUCUCCUCCUAUAGUUAUAUCUCCUCGUGAUACUAAACGAAAGAUUCCAGUUCGACCACCAUCUGAAGAGACCGCUGCCACAAGUUCUGUACUUUCGAGGAAGAAACAAAUACUAGCAGCCCAAGUGUAUGCAGAAAUGGAUGCAAACCCUCCAAUGAUGGCUGAAUCUCCUGCACUUAAUAGGCCAAACACCAUUGGUUCUGAACUUGCGAGGUUAGUUAGAGAGCAGCGACAAAAGCAGAAUGCAGGAAAUCCAAAUAAUUGUCCAUUUGGCGAUCCUUUCGCUGACGAUGAUGAUUUAGUUGUUCCAACAUGCGCAAAAGAAGCUUUAGCGCAAAGAAAAAUGAGAGAAUCAAAAGGAAUAUACGAUAAUCCAUUUCCUCCUUUCUUAUUAGAUGGAAAUGACGAUGAUGACGAUUUAGUUAUACCAACAGUUGCCAAAGAGUUCCUGAAACAGAAAGGAUUGACUAUUGAAGAAGUCAGAAAGAGUCAAAUGGUCGCUCCUUUAACAAAACAAGACCAGGAAUACGAAUUUCCUACUUUAACCGAUUCUUCAUCAGCCACAGCUUCUCCAAUCAAGCUCAAUUCGUCUAAGGAAGAUCAGGAUAGUGGAGAACUCCUUCUUCCGAUCCCCGUAAACUCAUCUUUAAGUGAUGAUUCUGAUUCCGUCAUGGAAAGUACCCAAAAUUACUCAGCCGCCAAAAAUACGCCAACAAGAAAAAAGCAGAGUGUGUUUGCUUCACUCAAUGACUACAAUUUCAACGACCAAGCAUUUCAACCUUUCCAAAAAGCCUCUUCUGCUAUUUCAAACAUCAAUAUUCCAGCUUCCCCGCAACGGAAAGCCGUUACGAAAUAUUCGGUACGCGAUUCGGAUGACGAAGACGAAAAAGAAAAAGUUCCGAAAUUGAACCUAAAAUAUUCGGUACGCGAUUCGGAUGACGAAGACGAAAAAGAAAAAGUUCCGAAAAUUGAAUCGCAUCCUCCUAUGAAUCCAUUGGAGUUAAUAGGUGGCGAAGAUACACAAGACGUGGACCACAAGAUGAUGCUCGAUGUUAAACUAUAUGAUGCCAGAGGAAACAUCGAAAUGAUCACAAAUGGCUGGGAACAAAAGAUCGCAGAAGAGAAAGAAGAAGGAAAGAUAAGACUCCAGCAGCUCGACGCUAAGUAUGAAGUUGAAAUGCGCAAUUAUAAUGCACAGAUAACCAUAAAAAAACCAGAUGGUUCCGUAAUUUAUCGACCACCCAUUCCAAAGACAGCUGCAGGGCGAAAAGAAGACAUCCAGGCUAAAUACAUAAGAGAAAAGGAGACAAUGAAGAGAUUUAAUGAUAGGAAAAUCGGUCUAAUGAUCGAAGCAAUGCAAAGAGAACUUGAAAGACCAAAAGCAAAAUUAAUUGAAAUAGAAAAAGAGUAUGAGAAGUAUGGAUACAUCAUUCCUCCACCGAGGGAAAAACAUGUAACAAGACCUAGAAGAAAUACAAGUAGAAUUGCUCCAAGAACAUGA
This is a messenger RNA of Trichomonas vaginalis G3, 2388 nucleotides long. RefSeq lists its product as uncharacterized. Bases 1 to 2388 code for a protein of 795 amino acids. Lineage: Eukaryota; Parabasalia; Trichomonadida; Trichomonadidae. The transcript has a single exon. The record is from RefSeq and is a predicted model, not a curated record.